GUUUUAGUCAGAUCAAGAAUCUUCUCUCUAGUACGUGUUGACUCACGGUCAUCGACCGAGAACCGGUUUGCUGGGCAGUCAUCAUCUUCGUCACUGGGUUCAAACGGGUUUGCUCGUUGUGUUCAUCGUCUUCCUAUACUCUCAAGACUUCACUCACGGUCAUCUCAAGAAGUUCUCCAUAGACUGAGAAGUUCUCGAGUCUGAAGAAUUGUAAUGGAGGAAAAACCUAAAAUGCUGGUGAUACUAUACGCAACUGAAACUGGUAACGCAAUGGACGCAGCAGAGCGUAUUAGCCGUGAAGCUGAUCGCAGAGGCUGCCUUGUCACGCUUUGUUCUAUGGACCAGUUUGAUGCUAGUUCUUUACCUCAUGAAGGUACUAUAAUUUUUGUUGUUUCUACUACAGGCCAGGGAGAUACACCAAACUCUAUGAAGGGCUUUUGGAGGUUUCUUCUGCAGAAAAAUCUUACUAAGCAAUGGCUGGAAGGAGUUCAUUAUGCUGUUUUUGGAUUGGGUGAUUCAGGUUACCAGAAAUAUAAUUUUGUGGCUAAGAGGCUUGACAGAAGACUUUCAGAUCUUGGGGCAACAGUUAUUGUUGAAAGAGGUUUAGGAGAUGACCAGCACCCUUCAGGGUAUGAAGGUGCAUUGGAUCCUUGGAUGUCAUCCUUGUGGCAUGCGUUGUAUCUUAUUAAUCCUAAAUUUCUCCCAAAUGGCCCAGAUUAUGUGACCCCAGAAUCAAUGUUGAUUGAUCAACCGAAAGUCGCAAUAAGAUAUCACAGAACUGACAAUAUUGACUUACAAUUAUCUACUGAUGCAGAUUCAGAAAAUAUUCUUAUGCAAAUUGAGAGAGCUCGCUCUAUGUCACCUGGAAAAUCUGCCCAUGACAAGAAUAAGCCUGCCUGCUUUCUUAAAAUGGUCAAGAAUCAAUCAUUGACUAAAGUAGGUUGUGGAAAAGAUGUGCGCCAUUUUGAAUUUGAAUCUGUUUCAACUGCAAUCGAAUAUGAAGUUGGUGAUGUCCUUGACGUUCUCCCUGGUCAAAAUCCUGCUGCAGUGGAUGCUUUUAUUCAGCAUUGUAAUUUGGACCCUGGAUCACUCAUCACUGUGCAUCCUAGAGUGACAGAGUGUUCUCAAAGCAAUACCCCGACUGUCCCUAUCAAGCUUAAAAAUUUUGUGGAAUUGACAAUGGAUAUUGCAUCAGCUUCUCCUAGACGCUAUUUCUUUGAGGUUAUGAGCUUUUAUGCAACAGCUCAACAUGAAAAAGAGAGACUUCAAUAUUUUUCUUCACCUGAUGGAAGAGAUGAUCUAUACCAAUACAAUCAGAAGGAACGUAGAACUGUUCUGGAGGUAUUAGAGGAUUUCCCUUCUGUGCAAAUGCCUUUUGAGUGGCUGGUACAGUUGGUUCCUCCAUUGAAAACAAGGGCUUUUUCCAUUUCUUCUUCCCCUUCAGCUCAUCCCAAUCAAGUGCACUUGACAGUGAAUGUAGUGUCUUGGACAACACCUUUUAAGAGGAAGCGGACUGGUCUCUGCUCCAUGUGGCUUGCCAAACUUGAUCCACAACAAAGUACUGGUAUCUAUAUUCCAGCGUGGUUUCAAAAAGGUUCCCUUCCUCCACCACCUCCAUCACUUCCCCUUAUUCUUGUUGGACCUGGGACAGGAUGUGCUCCUUUUCGUGGAUUUCUAGAGGAAAGGACCAUACAAGACAUGUCUGGUGGAGCUGCUGCUCCCAUUAUGUUCUUCUUUGGUUGCCGAAAUGAGGAGAAUGACUUCCUUUAUAGGGAUUUGUGGUUGUCUCAUGCACGAGAUGGUGGCCUGCUUUCAGAAGAAAGGGGUGGAGGUUUUUAUGUUGCCUUUUCAAGAGACCAACCACAAAAGGUUUAUGUGCAACACAAAAUUCGCAAGCAUAGCCAGAGGAUUUGGGAUUUGGUGUUACGGGGGGCUUCUAUCUAUGUUGCAGGAUCUUCAACCAAAAUGCCUUCAGAUGUAAUGUCAGCCUUUGAGGACAUUAUAUCCAAAGAGGCUGGGGUUUCAAGGGAAACUGCUCUGACACUUCUAAGGAGGCUGGAAAAGGAUGGUAGAUACCAUGUGGAAGCAUGGUCUUGACCGUUGCUUAGUUCUUUAGAUAGCAGAUCAAUUCCAUACGGGGGAAAGCAUAAUGAAGGUAAUGUAACUUUAAAUUGGUUCAAGCAAUUGAUACAACAUUUAAUUUAGUCUGAUUACAGUGGAACAUUUGUACCAAUGGUGGGAGUAUAGUAGGGUAGGAAACUGAAAUAUCUGAACUUUAUAGUGCCUUCAAACCUGCAUGUUUCAACUUCCAGCAACAGACAGACUCAGUCGUGUCCCUUGUGCUUUGAUAGAAAUGCCAUAUGGGCUGCACUGCGAGAUCGAAUUAUUGAUUAUUUUCUUGGAGAACGUCGUGUUCAUGGAAUUGAAAUUGCAGCAAUCUCAAAUGAAUAUUCCAGUCAGCAUAUUAUCAGAAUUGUAACCAAUGACAAAAUUCUUCAGUUAUAUACACUUGGUGAGAUUCAAAAUUUGCAGAAAUUGGAUAUGGAUAUGGAUAUUGUAAUAUUUGGAAUUUUUUUUUAAUAAAUGAUAAUAUUAAUAAUAAUUAAUAAA
Ricinus communis (castor bean) is the source of this 2610-nucleotide messenger RNA. RefSeq names its product NADPH-dependent diflavin oxidoreductase 1. Bases 214 to 2097 code for a protein of 627 amino acids. Gene Ontology annotation, cellular component: cytosol. The transcript is spliced from 13 exons. The record is from RefSeq and is a predicted model, not a curated record. Gene Ontology annotation, molecular function: NADPH-hemoprotein reductase activity; flavin adenine dinucleotide binding; FMN binding. Lineage: Eukaryota; Viridiplantae; Streptophyta; Magnoliopsida; Malpighiales; Euphorbiaceae.